Molecule: messenger RNA, 1612 nt
Organism: Aricia agestis (brown argus)
Lineage: Eukaryota; Metazoa; Arthropoda; Insecta; Lepidoptera; Lycaenidae
Product: gastrula zinc finger protein XlCGF57.1-like
Exons: 5
Coding region: 44-1537 (497 amino acids)
Biological process (GO): regulation of transcription by RNA polymerase II
Molecular function (GO): RNA polymerase II cis-regulatory region sequence-specific DNA binding; DNA-binding transcription factor activity
Source: RefSeq, a predicted model, not a curated record
UGUCGAUUUGUGUAUUUUCAUUCGUUUAAAAAACAUUUAUAAAAUGUUAAAAAACACUUGUUGUUCUAUAUGUCUAUCGUUAACUAAAAGAACUAUUAAUAUUUACAAUACAGAUCUACAGUAUGUUUACGAGAACCUCGCAAACUUUAAGAUUAGAGAUAUUGAAUUCUGGAUGUGCUACAUCUGCCACUCCAGACUGCGACAAUGUCACCAGCUAAAGCAGUUGGCUGUGCAGACACGAGGACUUGUCGAUGAUCUAUUCCAUAAUAAGAUUGACAUCCAGUUUGGAUCUAUCAACCCAUUGCUAGAGCUAUCAGUUUCAAAGAUAAAUAUAACAUCAACAAAUGAUAUUAAAGAGGAGUCAGAUGAGGAGUUUCAUAUGGACAAUGGAAGUGAAGAAGAUGAAAUUUUAGGCAACACUAAUCAUGAAGAAGAGGACAAAACUUACAUAAAAUCUGAAGACGACAAAUCGGUCCAGGAAAUACCGAAUGUAAAUGUAAAAGCGGCGUUUCUAAAAACGAAAGAUCAUGAAUUAAAAGUUGUGAAGAUAAGUCAAGUAAAUGUCGAAUAUGCCUCUCCAAAGACAGCACUUAACUUACGAGAACUUUUGGAUAGGAAAAUACGGUCAUUGGGUCAACAGAGCAAGAAAAAGGUAGAAAUAAAACAAGAGAUAAAAGAUGAAACAGGAGAUAAAGAACCAGACCAAAUCAUCGAGAUAGACAGCUCAAAUAACUACGAGGAGCAAGAAAAUGCAAGCGUAGUGCGGACCGACCGUCACAUGCGGCCACUGACUUGUGAAAUAUGCCACAAGAACUUUAAAUAUAAUUACCAACUACGUGGUCAUCUCAGGAUUCAUACGGGCGAGAAACCGUUCACGUGCAACAUAUGUUUAAAGAAAUUCACAACUAAGGCGAAUUUGAAAAGCCAUUACAUGUUCAGUCACGCGGGCAUGAAAUAUAGCUGCGAUAUUUGCUCGAAGGAAAUCUCAAACGAGUACAAUUUGAAGAGGCACAGAUUACUUCACUCGGACGAGAAACCGUUUAGCUGUGACAUAUGUUCAAAGACUUUCUCUCUGUUGAUACAAUUGAACAAACAUAAACAAAUUCAUACGGGUGAUAAACCUUUCACCUGUGACGUGUGUUCCAAGAAAUUCUCACACCAGUCUCAUUUGAUCGGCCACAAACGAAUACAUACGGGCGAGAAACCGUUUAGCUGCGAAUUCUGCUCACAAAAAUUCGUCCACAAUUCUAAACUUAAGAGGCACAGGAAAACUCACACAGGUGAGACACCGUACAGCUGUCAAAUCUGCUCGAAAAGAUUCACCAGCAAAGACAGUUAUGAUGAUCAUACGCUCAUACAUACGGGCGAGAAGAAAUACGUGUGUCACAUUUGCGGCAAGAAAUUCGCAUUGAAACGCUAUUUGAGUAUACACUUGCUAAGUCAUACGGGCAUCAAGAAAUACACUUGUGACAUUUGUUCAAAGCGGUUCACACAGAAAAGCAGUUUAAACACACACAAAAAAACUCAUGAGUCAUAAUAAUAAUAAUGUAUAGCCAAAUUUAAUGUAUAGCCGUACUCAGACGCGUUUAAUAAAUAUAAUAUUUAACUUUAA